CAGUUUCGCGCGUUUGUUCCUAUCAAGUCAAUUGCGAAAGACCGAGUCUGAUAUCGUAUAUUAUGUAUAUACCUAUAUCAAGUUACAUGAUGACGUAAAUACCACACUUGUUUAUAAUGACAGUCUCAGUUUUGAGUUUGUUAUUGUACAUUUUCUCUGCAAUCCUGGUUGGAUGUCUUGGGUUCGCUGUCUUCUUUGUGGCAUAUUUGUAUUAUGUUCACAAAAUCAACGAUCACUUGCCGGGUCCACCUCGCUCGAGUUUCAUAUUUGGUCAUCUUCCUGAUACUUGGAAAUACGAAACCGAGAUCGGUAGAACACUGGACGAAUUCCUGUUGGACACACGACUCAAAUACGGACCGAUAUUUGUUUUACAUUUCUUGCACAUUCCUGUAGUUUUCCUGGCGGAUGCGACGUAUUUGCGACAUGUUUUCAUCGACAAUUACAAGAGCCUGCAUAGAAGUCCCUUUCUUUACGACAAAGUUGGUUUUAUUUAUGGCGAGAGAGGAGUUGGUUAUGGCUUGGUGACAAACACAAACGAAGAAUCCUGGCGUAAACAUCGGCAAAUUAUGAAUCCCGCAUUUCAUCGUAAGAGCCUUAAAGAGUUCAUCAGUAAUUUCAAUGAUGUCUCUGAUCUCUUUUUAACACGGAUGGAUACAGUUGUCGAUGGUGGCCAGCCGACCAGUAUGGUACAAGAAUUUGGCAAAGUAACUCUGGAAGUUAUAAGUCAAGUGUCAUUCAAUAUUAAUACGCAUGCUCUUGAAGACCCAAAUUCCCCCUUUCCAGCAGCAGUAAAGGAUUACCUCAUUGGCGUGCAGGACAAUUUCGACAUCCCUCUCAGUCCCACCCUUUUGGGAAUAUUCCAGUUCAAGCUUUUCCAGAAUGCUACCAAAAGAAAGCAAAUUGCUGCAGUUCGAUUUCUCAGAAUUUUUGCCUCAGAUUGUAUUAAAACUCGAAUGAAAGACAUUGCUAAUGGGAAAGCUGUUCCAGAUGACUUGUUGAGCAUUUUAAUAAAAAAUGGCAGUUUGUCAAUGGAUGAUAUAAUUGACGAAUUUUUGACCAUUUUUCUCGCUGGACAAGAGACAACUGCUAAUUCCUUGUCUUUUACCUUGUAUGAAAUCAUCAAUAAUCCCCAUGUUGAGGAGAAACUUUUGAACGAGCUGGACACUGUUCUUGCUGGGCGUGAUUAUGUUGAGUUUGAUGAUUUGGCAAAAUUGACGUAUCUUGGUAACGUAUUUGAGGAAUCUUUGAGGAAACACCCAAUAGCACAAGCCCCUGCAAUGACGUUGAAAAAAAAUAUCACCGUUGGAGGAUUCCUUAUCCCCAAAGGAACUGGAGUUCACAGCAGGUCGCUUCUUUUUGGCAUGAACCCAGAAAUUUGGAAGGACCCAGAAGUCUUUGACCCUGACCGUUUCUCUGAAACUGAGAAAAUUCCUAAUUUUAGCAUGACCCAUAUCCCUUUUUCCAUUGGCCCACACAAUUGCAUUGGACUGACUUUUGCCAAGUAUGAAACAAAGAUUAUUCUUGCAAAAUUAUUGCACAAAUUUCGAUUCAAACUAUUGCCAGGACAGACCGAUAGAAUGAUGGCAAAGUUGACAAUUUCUCCACGAGACGGUGUGAUGUGUAAAGUCAGCAGACGUGAAUAAUCAAAGCAACGAAUUGGAACACCUUUUGACUAUAUAUCCCACAAAGUUGGUAAAUAUAUAUGACUAUGGUAUCAGGAAUAUUUGUAACUUU
Messenger RNA from Dendronephthya gigantea, 1734 nucleotides. RefSeq names its product cholesterol 24-hydroxylase-like. The coding region runs from base 117 to 1643 and encodes 508 amino acids. The transcript has a single exon. Lineage: Eukaryota; Metazoa; Cnidaria; Anthozoa; Malacalcyonacea; Nephtheidae. The record is from RefSeq and is a predicted model, not a curated record. Gene Ontology annotation, molecular function: cholesterol 24-hydroxylase activity; iron ion binding; heme binding. Gene Ontology annotation, biological process: cholesterol catabolic process.